AUGUUAGCAAUAUUGUUAUGUACGUAAGUUUACUAUCUUUAAUUUUAGUUAUUAUUUUAGUGAGCUCUAACUCUGCUAUGAAUUUGAGUAAGAGGGAAACUCAAAAAUAUUAAUAAUAGAUGAAUCGUAUUGAAAAACGAUAAAUUGGAUCUUUGAUUAUUUCUAUGCUUUAAUUAGAUAAGCCAUAGAUAAAUUAAUUGAUUGAAUAAUCAAUAGAGGAUUUUGAGUUAGAAUAUUCAACUUUGCAAGAUUAUCACAUUAACAGGAAGACUUAAAUUUAUUAAUCUAUGCAGUAAUUGAAAGCACAACUGUUAGAUUUAGAUUUAUUAUAAUCAUCUUUUAUUGAUGGACCUUAAGAGAAAGAAAGAGAGUUCCAUGAAUAGAAAAUAAUUAGACUUAAUUAAUUGAUUAGUCAAAAUUACAAAACAAUUGAUUAAAAAGAAGUCUAAUUAAUUAAUAUGUAAAACAGGUAAAUGUAUAAGUACUAAUAGAUAUAGUUUAAGUUCUUUAAUAGAUGAAUAUGAUAUAAAUAUAAAUUAUAUUGAUCAAAUAAUUCAAACAAUAGAUUCUAUUUUAUAUGAUGAGUAGAAGGUUGGUAUGAAAUUUUUCUAAAAGAGAGGGAGGGUUAAUGAAAUAUUAGAUUAUUUUGGAAAAUCCACAAUAAAAAAUGUUAAAUUGGAUUUACCAAUGAUAAAAUAAAUAAUUCAAAUAGGAAUAAAAAAUAAUUUUGUAGAUCAAUAAACAUAUAAAUAAGUAAUAAUAGUAAAAUGACAAUAGAUUUAAGAACAUUUAAUUUAAUUAAGAAAUAAGUUGGUAAGUGAAUUAAAUAAUCUAAAUACUGAUAAGAUUGAUUAGCUUGAAUUAAAUAUUAAUGAUUUGAAGAAUGAAACUAUGAAAUUAAAGAGUUAAUUACUAGAAUCAACAUAGAAAUUAUAAAUAGAAAAUAGAGAUAUAAGUUCUAUAACAGAAUCUAAGAAGAGAAUUGAGGCAGAAUUAAUAAUACUUAAUGAAGAUUUAAGAUUGGAGAAUGAAUUAUUUAAUAAGAAAGAAGCAUAUUUGAUUGAAGAAGUGAAUGAAUUGAUAGAGAUAGAACAACUUUUAAAAAAUAGAGAAUUGAUUUAAUACAUUCAAGAAUAAUAAUGA
Molecule: messenger RNA, 1143 nt
Organism: Paramecium sonneborni
Lineage: Eukaryota; Ciliophora; Oligohymenophorea; Peniculida; Parameciidae
Source: the annotation of a GenBank genome assembly